UAAAGCGAGUAAUAAUAUAAUGAUUGGAAUUAAUAAUUUUUAGCUGAUAAUAAGCGUGGUCGCGAUAUGGAAUGUCGUCGGACCGUCGUUACCGGUGGAAUUUUGCGAUCGCCUCCGUCCGCGUCAGCUUCACCGCUGAUGAAAGCUUCGAAUCCGAGCGUCAUGCGGAACCGGAGCCGCCACCAUAGUCGAUCGUACGAUUGUGGUGACAAUAUUGUCGACGAGUACAACAACAACAGCAACAUAACCGCCGYGACCACAAUAAACAACACGACACAGCUAAUCGACGAGUUGGAACAGCUGCGGACAGACAACUUUCAGCUCCGGUUACGCGUUUACAACGCUGAGCGACGCGUAGACAGGCUGUCAGCAGCCGCACUCGCACGGGACCGGAAGAAGCGCAGUGACAUUUCUGAUACCGASAGUGACGACAMUGACGCUAAUAGUAGCCACGCCGGUAGCGGAACCGACCACAAUAACGCGGCUUCCAAGGCGACAGCCGAAGCGGCCGUGCGCACCAUCCACGAUUUGYUGACCGUCAACCGACGAUUGCUAGCUUUAUUAGCAGCCACAGUGUCAGCCAAAGCGGUGUCCGUGUCCACCGACGACAAACGGCGGUGGCAGCGACUGCGAAAUCACAUUGAAAAAUAUGCCGCAGACGACCCGAUCCAAGAGAAGACGAACGAAAACUACGAUGAAAACCACGACGAAUUUCAAGACGCGUCUACGACGGACUCCGAGACGUCGUGCAAAGCGCGGAUAGUAUCCGCGGACCGUUCUGCGACUAGACAUAACGUUCAGCGUUCUCCACCACCGGCACCACAACAAUCGCCACUUUCCACACCACUCGAGACCGCAGAUGUAGACGAUGAGGGUGCAGGUUCUGAGGUUUCGCGUCUGCGAGGACGAUGCAGACGGUUGGAACGGUCUCUGCAACAGCUGGUUAACACGGAGCUGUGGGCCAGGAACAGGCAAAUUGGCAAGCUCGAGCAGCAACGGUACGUAACGCAGGCCGCGCAAAGGGACAGGAGACCCGCUGAUCAGGCGGUGGUAACCGCARUUACAGCUCCGCCACAGCAAAAUCAUCUGCAGCAUCAAAUCCACUCGAAAGCCAUGGCAUCAACUGCUUCACCGCAGAUGACAAAAGGAAUCUUGGUGAUACGGUCCACCGCCGAGACACCCUUGAGCACCGCAAAAACACCAGCGAUUGCCUGCAYGGAAUCGCAAACUGCAACAGUACCAUCGCCGUCGAACGUGRCCUCCAUUACGACGCCGCCACCAGUGCUGCCGGACUAUUCGGAAGUGAACUUUUUUUUUAGCUGUGACGAAGAAGAUGACGACGACGAUGACUACGACCUCCGAGAAGACUCCGCAGGGACCAACUGCAUUUCGUCAUCAGAAGAAGAGACUGCAAAUUUGAACGAGUGCAGGGGUGACGAAGAGCCGGUGCGGUUAGCUGCGGUCGAUGCUCCUGUGGCGUCGUCGACGAGUACGCGGAAACGUCACUGUCGACCGCAUCAUCGGCAACCACAACAGCCAAUCAAGAGUGUUGGUGAUUCGGCGACCGUUACUACGACGAUGUCCUCGUCAGCGGAGUCUACGGCUGCGGAUGAAKUGGAUAAAUUAAAUGGCAGUGGCGUUAUUAUGACGACAACGACCGCUACGUCCGCCUGCGCCACUCGACGUCAUCGGACCGUUAGUGGCGGGGGCGGUUUGCAUAGAAGACGACGGU
Diuraphis noxia (Russian wheat aphid) is the source of this 1732-nucleotide messenger RNA. RefSeq lists its product as uncharacterized. Lineage: Eukaryota; Metazoa; Arthropoda; Insecta; Hemiptera; Aphididae. The record is from RefSeq and is a predicted model, not a curated record.